UUCCGCCCCGGGAGCCGCGCCUCCCUCCGUCCGCCCGGCUCUUCCUCCAGCCGGGUUUCCCCACCACCUGGGACCAGGCCGAGGCGCCCACCGCUCUGCGCCUGCGUGGCCUACGGGCGCCCAUCACCAUGGCAACCAGCGCCAGCAUCCCGGGAUCUUGGAGUGAAAACAUACUGGAAUAUUUUCUGAGAAAUAACCUCAUAGCAACAGAAGAUGGCGCCCUGAUCACCUGGUAUCACGCAGCAAACUGUAAGGCUCACCUCGAUGAGGCGCUGAAAAGCCCUGCUCACAUGAUAGAGGCUGACGUCCUUCUUCCAAGUGAUGGAUCCGAACACGUCCAGCCAAUCAUGGCCCACCCUCCCGAAACAAGCAGCGACCUCACUUUACAGGAAUGGUUGGGGGCAGUCCUGCAGAGCAACAAAGGCAUCAAGCUGGAUUUCAAGAGCCUGGCAGCUGUACAGCCAUCCAUGAUGCUCUUGGAAAACGUGAAGCCGCAGCUCAAACGCCCUGUGUGGAUCAAUGCUGACGUUCUUCCUGGUCCAGACGGAACUAGCAGAGCAGUGGCUGCAAAGCCUUUUAUAGACACCGUGACAUCCUUCUUUCCAGAUGUGACCUUUUCCUUGGGUUGGACAACAGGAUGGCAUCCGGAGAAAGUCAAUGAUGGUUACAGCUGGACAAUGGUGAAGGAGAUGGAGCACAUCUGUGGUGAACUCAGCCAGCCCGUCACGUUCCCAGUCAGGGCAGCGCUGGUCAGGCAGUCUUCUGCGCAGUUACUGUGGCUGUUGAGUAAAUCAAACAGGUAUAGCUUGACUGUUUGGACUGGGAAAAACGAUGACUAUUCCGUUGAAGAUUUACUUUAUAUUAGAGAUCAUUUUGACAAAAGACAAGUUUUCUAUGACAUCUUGGAACCACAAAACCAUGAAUUUAAGCAAGCCAUUGGAAUCAAAGUGAAUCUCUAAGAAGAAGGUUCUCCUAAGCAGGGUGAAUCUCUGGCUUCUGGUGAGACUGGGGUUCGAACCUGCAGCUCAGCUGAGUGCCCUGAGGGCUUUUGUGCAGAGUCUCUGCGCUAGAUCAGCAGUCUGCACCCCUUGCAAUUUCUCUCUGUCUCUAAUAAAUAAAUGCGUGAAAAGAUGAAAACAAAUAAAAAUAAAUCUCCUUUAAAAA
This is a messenger RNA of Erinaceus europaeus (western European hedgehog), 1164 nucleotides long. RefSeq names its product family with sequence similarity 151 member B (gene FAM151B). Lineage: Eukaryota; Metazoa; Chordata; Mammalia; Eulipotyphla; Erinaceidae. The transcript has 7 exons. Bases 129 to 959 code for a protein of 276 amino acids. The record is from RefSeq and is a predicted model, not a curated record.